Cloeon dipterum is the source of this 1711-nucleotide messenger RNA. RefSeq names its product kinesin-1 heavy chain. The transcript is spliced from 6 exons. Lineage: Eukaryota; Metazoa; Arthropoda; Insecta; Ephemeroptera; Baetidae. Gene Ontology annotation, cellular component: plasma membrane. The coding region runs from base 77 to 1555 and encodes 492 amino acids. The record is from RefSeq and is a predicted model, not a curated record.
UCUCGUUCUCGUCGCCAAUAUAUGCAUAAUAAAUAAACAAACUGCGCGCUUUUGAUCUGUUUCAGACGCCGAGAUAAUGACUAACUUCUUGAGCCUAGUUUGUAUAUUGCUAUUAGCCGCUUUCGCAAGCUUGACAUGUGCUCAGCAGAGGAAAGAAAUCACCAUCGACCAACUGGCCGAGGGAGUCCUGGCGUUGAAUAAAGAUCUCAGGGAAAACAGCAAUCGGCUGGAGCGGCACGAGCUCAGGGAAAGACAUCUGGGGGAACACUUAAAAAAGAGCAUCGCCGGUUUGGACAAAAUGCUGAAGCAGCAGCAAAAUUCCAUCGACAUUUUGCGCAGUUCCGUCAGCGGCAUUAUCACCACGCUCAACCAGAGGGAAGAGCGGGAUCGUGUCCAGAUGCAGGACUUGAAAACCAUCCUGGACGACGUGCGCGCGGAAAUCAAAAAGGGAGGAGAGUCGAACGCGCCGAAUGAGGAACUGCGGCAAAUUCGCGAGCGCCUCGAGCAGCUCAGCGUCAACGAAGCAGGCGCCGGAGAGACCAAUGACCUGGUCACGGCGGCCAAAAUUCUGCAGGAGGCGGCCCAGAAGCUCGUCAGCGGAGAAACCAAGUUCGAGGAACACAACACCGCGUCCCAGACGCUUUUGGAAACUCUGAAAAGCGAGGUCGAUAGGCUCAAGGACAUCAAGGCCAAGAGCGAGUACGAAGCCGAGGACGAGACAACCUUGGGCAUCGUCCUGGAGGCCGUGGAAGCGGCUCAGAAGAUGAUAACCGAAAACAAGUCCAACCAAACCGCCGGCCCCGACGUCUCCGUCCUGAAAGACGAGAUUCUGGCCUCGAACGCUGCCGUUGCUGAAAAAAUCGUCAAGCACAUUGACGAGGCGCAAAAAUCCACGGAUCGGGAACUGGUUGGAGUUUCUGCGUUACUUUCUGACGUGAAGAACGACACAGCCAAGAGCGUGCGGUCGCUGAAGAAUUUGGAGAAGGUGGCCGUGCAGACGGCGGACAGGGUCGAGGAGUCGCGAAAGACGAUUGACCUCAGUGGACAACAGUCGCUCUACGAAAUUCGAAAGAAUGUCAAGGCGAACAUCGAGUACAUGAACGAGACGAUCCGGGAAAGCUUCGAGCAGAUGUCGGCGCUGAUUUUGGUCAACCAGACGAAAACCGUGCAGAACAUGUCUUCGCACCUGGAGCACGAGAUCAGCCAGGUGUGGCGGCAGAUCGGCAUCAUGUACAGCCAAUUGACGCAGUCGGUCAGCACGCUGGACAAACUGCAGAACCAGACCGAGACGUACGUCAACGGCAGCCUCACCACCAUGGACUCGAUGAGCGGAAAGGUCGGACAGCUCAGGGGCAGCAUGACUGAGGUCGACGGAAACCUCAACUAUUUGCUCGGCAAGAUCGCACUCGUCACUAAUGAAUUCAACAUGAUCAAACGCGAACUGGGAGUUGCUCUUGCGCAGGCCAGAUCGGACUUCGCCAAGUUGCACAGCGCUGCCGAGGGCAAGCAGCCCAUUUUGGAUCCCAUAGACGACAAUUUAGUAUCGAAGAAGUAAAAAUAUAAUAUAAUAUGCAUUACGAAGAAGUCAUAAGAAACGUUUUAUACAAUUAUUUUAAAAACAGGUUUAAAUUAAUUUUAAAGAUUUUCUGAAGGAAACUUAUUAAUAUUGUAAUUUUGCUAUGAAAAUAAAUAUUAAUAUUUGAUAGCUUUA